Vigna angularis (adzuki bean) is the source of this 2184-nucleotide messenger RNA. Its product is annotated as pentatricopeptide repeat-containing protein At5g13770, chloroplastic. The coding region runs from base 66 to 1892 and encodes 608 amino acids. The transcript has a single exon. NCBI's taxonomy places the organism in Eukaryota, Viridiplantae, Streptophyta, Magnoliopsida, Fabales, Fabaceae. The record is from RefSeq and is a predicted model, not a curated record. Gene Ontology annotation, molecular function: protein binding.
ACAUCUAUGUAAGGUACUCAUAACUCAACCAGCAUCCUCAACCAAAGUGUUCGAUCGCUUCCAACAUGGCCAUUUCCUGUUCUGCAGAAUGGUCUCUUGCUUGCACAAAUUGUUCCAGAACAACCCAUCACCUGCAUGCAGUGAUCCCCACGUGCCACUUCCCUUCCUGGUGCACUGUCUCACCUUCUCACCCACGCUUCUUCCAUGUCAAUUUCUCAGCUUCUCCCACACCCAUUUUGGAAGAAGAACCUUCCAACACCCCCAUCAUCCAUUUAGAUGUUAACUUUGCUGAUGUUCAACAAUAUUCCAAGCCAGAAGCUGAGAACUUGAACGAGUUUUUAUGUGGGUUGUUUGAGGAUCCAAAAACAAGGGAACUUGCGUUUGACUACUACCAAAGGUUGAAAGAGAGGCCAGAGUUUAGGCCUAACAAAUCAACAGUAAGGUAUGUGAUCAGGUACUUGAUGAGUUUGAAGGAAUGGGAUUUGAUUUUAUCAGUUUCAGAAGACUUUCAGGUUUACCAUGUGUUGCCUGAUAGGGCUACUUGCUCUAGCUUGAUUAAAUUUUGCAUUAAGCGUAGGAAAUUCAGAAUUGCUGAUGUUCUGCUCGAUGUUUUUAAUUCUGAUAGUAAGGUUGCUUUCUUAGCUUGUAGUUCUGCCAUGGAAAGUUAUAAUAAGCUGCAUAUGUUUAGGAAUACUGUUUUGGUCUAUGAACGAAUGAAAUCCACUGGUAUUCUUCUGGAUUCUGUAGGUUAUUUACACAUUAUGGAAGCUUACUCUAAACUUAAUGAAUGUGACAAAGUGGUUCAGUUGUUUCAUGAAUUUAAAAGUAGGAACUUAAGAACUUCAGCCAGAUAUUUAUCUCAAAUCUAUGGGAUUCUAUGCGAGUCAUUGGGGAAGUUUGGAAGGGCUUUUGAAGCACUUAAUUACUUCAGAGAGAUGAAUCAGAAGGGGACUUCUGGAUACUCAAUUUAUUCCACCUUGAUAUACUCUUUUGCGAGUUUACGCAAGGUUGAUUUGGCUGAGGAACUUUUCAGAGAAGCUAAAAGCAAAACAGUGAUAAAGGACCCUGAGGUCUAUUUAAGGCUUAUGCUUAUGUACAUAGAUGAAGGUUUGUUGGAGAAGACUUUGGAGAUUGUGAAGGCAAUGGACGAUGCAGAUGUGAAGGUUUCUGAUUCUAUAAUAUGUACUAUUGUCAAUGGCUUUAGCAAGAAAAGAGGGUUUUCAGCUGCAGUUAAGGUUUUUGAGGAUCUAGUUUCGAAGGGCUAUGAACCAGGUCAAGUCACCUAUGCUUCAGUUAUAAACGCAUAUUGGCGUCUUGGACAAUGCAGCAAAGCAGAAGAGGUGUUUGAAGAGAUGGAGAAAAAGGGGUUUGACAAAUGUGUUUAUGCUUAUGCAAGUAUGAUUGUGAUGUAUGGGAGAACUGGGAAGGUGAGAACUGCAACAAGGUUGGUAGCUAAGAUGAAAGAAAGAGGGUGCAAACCAAAUGUGUGGAUCUAUAACUCAUUGAUAGACAUGCAUGGGAGGGAGAAGAAUUUGAAGCAGCUUGAGAAGCUGUGGAGAGAGAUGAAGAGAAGAAAGGUAGCACCAGAUAAGGUGACUUACACUACCAUCAUCGGUGCUUAUAACAAGGCAGGAGAGUUUGAAAGUUGUGUGAAACUGUUUGAUGAGUACAGAAUCAAUGGUGGCCUUAUUGAUAGGGCCAUGGCAGGUAUAAUGGUUGGUGUGUACACUAAAGUUGGUCAGGUUGAUGAUCUGGUGAAACUCUUGCAGGACAUGAAAACAGAAGGGACAAGACUAGAUCAAAGGCUGUAUCAGUCUGCUUGGAAUGCUUUUAAGGAUGCUGGGUUGCAACUGCAGGCAAAAUGGAUGAAAGAGAGCUUCCUUGUGGCAUAGUCUUCUUUAUAUUUGUCCAACAUUUGGCCAAAUCUGAAGCAGAAAUAUGUGAAACCGGUUAGUAGUGUGAUGCUUAAUGCUUUCUCUGUUACUCCAAAUAUUGCAGUAUGUAUAUUUAUACACCAUGUAUAGGUUUCUUGCUUGUACAAUUAUUUAUUAGCCCUUUUCUGUUAUAUCCUUGCAAACUCAAAUUGUGAUCUAGUAACAAGAUCCAACUGCAUAGGUUGCUGUAAAGUAUUUUUUGUAACCAAACAUGAACAUAACUAAGCAGGAAAUCCAUUUUAUCUUCAAA